CAGUGUAAUGGCUUGAGUUCUAGCACUAAAUGUGGAUAGGGUAUUAAAAAGAUUCGCUGACAACACUGGCAGAAAUGUCUGUUUGACAAACAGUUGACAGUUGACACUUCGUCCUGCGUUCUGUCUGAGGACGGUGGUUCGUUUGUCGCAGUCGGGUUGGGCUGGGUCGCUGUAUGCAGCGCUCGUAUAGUAUUUGGGCGUGUUAAAUAUAUUUUGAUAAAUCGAAGGACGGUGAAUUUUGUAUAAAAACGUUAUAUAACAAAACAAAGAAUUAAAGUGUACCACUUUAAUACAGAAGUGCUCUUCCUAGAAAAGUUAUCAUAGGCAAUGAUACCUUUGCCACUGAUGAGUAAUAUUUAAUAGUACAGUGAAUUAUUUUUAUUUAAACAAAAAUGGGGAAGUUAUUGAGUCUUUUGGCCCGUGACGACUCAAAUUGCUGUUCGUCGCCGCGCUACGAUAUCUUUUUGGAUUUCGAGAACGCUGCGCCCACGGAAACGGAGAAAGAAGUGUACGAGGAAGUUCAGAGAGUUUUGUUGGAGUCGGAGAAGAUUUUGGAGGAGAUACAGUGUUAUAAGGGGGCGGGGAAGGAGAUACGGGAGGCUAUAGCGGAUCCGUCGCGGAUUUCUCAAGAGCGAGCCUGGCGCGCGGUCAAACCGCUGGUAGAUAAGCUGCUGCGAUGCUACAACCACUCUGUGGAGCUACAGCGGGUUGUACCGCGGUUAUUGGGCUCGCUAGUCGGCGGAGCCAUGAGCCCGACGCAGCACCUCGAGCAGCAACAAGCCCUCGUUAAGCAGUUCGCUGAAAUACUGGAGUUCGUGCUCAAGUUCGACGAAUACAAGAUGAAAACGCCAGCGAUCCAAAACGACUUCAGCUACUACCGCCGCAGCGUCUCGCGAGGCGGCCUGAUCAACCCAGACUUGCCUCCCGACGAAUCCAACAUCAGCGCAGAAAUCGCAAACCGCAUGUCGCUCUUCUACGCUCAAGCCACGCCCAUGCUCAAAGUUUUAUCAGAAGCUACCAGUCAGUUCGUGAACGACAAUCAACAGGAUUUAGAAAACACUACGGAGACGCUCAGCACAAUGGCUAAAGUGUGCUUAAGGAUGUUAGAAAACCCAAAACUCGUCGCUCAGUUUAGCCGCGAAGAAACGUCGCUCCUAGUACUCCGCGUCAUGGUCGGCCUAAUCAUCCUCUACGACUGGGUCCACCCUUCCGGCGCGUUCUGCCGCUCCUCCUCCGUCGACGUCAAAGGCUGCGUCAAGUUCCUACAACAGCAGACCCCGGCAAAAGCCGAGCCUCUGCUAAACGCCCUCAGGUAUACCACUAAACACCUGAACCAUCAGACGACACCGAAGAAUAUCAAGACGCUGCUAGCGGCGUGAGGUCAGCAUUCCAGCCUUGCAUGUUGCUGUGGGGAAUGAAUUGACAAUAAAUUAGGGGAUUUCUCAUCGGCGCAUUUACGUUGCUGUAGUGUAGCUGCGUUUCUCGUUCACACACUGCUGUCUAUGACAAAGGAACAGUAUCCAGAGACCACUGUAUAAUACCAAUUCGUGUUCUGAAAAUUGUGUACUCUGUCUGAAAACAGCUGUGUGAACUGACGCUUAGGGACAAACACUGUCUGGGGAACCUUGUCAAGUUCUGCACUAAAUUACUCACUACAUAAAUGAUAAAUAGCAACAGCAGAAUACAGAACCCACUCUUCUUGAAAUGGAAGUCAGUCAAUGAGAUUCCAAUAUGAUACCACCCUUACCUAUCCAAAAUUAAAUCACGGAUAAAAAAUGAUUUAGCGCAACAUAAUUUUAGUUUUCUUAUGCAAUAGUCCCAAAUUUCACAAUGCUCCCUUUCACGAAUGUUCGAGUCAGACCAAGCUAAGUUAGAAGCGAUUUUGAUAGCGCUGUGCAAGUGUUAUUUUAAACGUCAAACUUCUAUGAGAUUAUGACGCACAGGCUGGGCUAUCAAAAUCGCUGCUAAGAUAGCUUAGUCUGACUGUAAGUAUAGUAGUAUAGUUUGACGACCCGUCUGGCCUAUGAAGCCGAUGGUCCCGGGUUCAAAUCCCGGUAAGGGCAAUUAUUUCUAUGAUGAACACAGACACUUAUUUGUUCCUGAGUCAUGGGUGUUUUCUAUGUAUAAGUACAUAUAUAUUUGUCUAAAUACACAUAGUACCCUUGCUUAGUUUGGGGCUAGGUCGAUCUGUGUAAGAUUGUCCCCAAACAUUUGUUUAUUUAUUUAUUUAAAUUUGGGUAAAAUUACGUGUAUCUAAGUACUAAGUAGAUGCAUUUUUGCAAAGGUUCCUCAAAGACAGUAUAUAUUUUUAAAGAUAUUGCAUGAAGUGAAGGUAUAAAUAGUUAAACGAAACAGAAUUUUUACCAUCAUCCAAUUAAGCAUUGCGUAUUGUAGAUUACACUAGCCAACCGCGUUAGAUUAAGCAGGAAUAGAUAUUUUAUAAUCACACCGUUUUGUAAUAACCUUUUACCAAUAGCAUAGUAGCAGCAUUCGUUGUUUGACGGAUCUUAAGAUAUACACAUAUACAAACAAUCACUUCUUUACAAACUACAUCCUCGAUUGAAGGAUUUAACCUCAAAGGAUAUCGCAAUAAACUACAAAAUAGAUGAUAUAUACGUCGUCGAAUUAUCGGUAUUUUUGAGACAUGUACAUAAAACUUAGACAGGAUUUCAUAGGUUAGCACAAACGCUUCAAAAGCAAAUUCGCCUGUGAAAUUAGUUCUCGAGAAAUCUUACCCCUUACCCCGCACAUGCAAGGUAAAUCUGCCGCCACAAUAUGUAUAGCAUCAGAGGCAAUCUUGUAAAUCAACUUUUAAAACUUUAAAUUAAGAAGUAAGGUAAACAUCCCAAUGUUUGGCACCAAAUUAAAAACCCAGUUUCUCACUCAUGAAAUUGAAAGUGACAACAAAAUGGGGCCGUGUCUAUGGGACAUUUACCUUAAUUGAGUAUGUAGAUAAUUAAGAAACAAGUAUUAUUUAUAUUUACGUUACUCUACUUAUCUUACUGUAUGAUGCCUUGGAAUUACUUUUACAAUUCGUUACCACAUUUGGGUGUGCAAUAUUUAUUACUAUUUUAAGCACAGAUUUUAAGUACCGUUCAACCGAUAGUUUCAAGUAAAGCCAUUUAAGUGAACCUAGACCUAUUGUUAUUAUCUAUAAAAAAUAACUUUACACCAAUAAUUAUACAAUCGCUUUUAAAAGUAUUUAUUAAAAGCCAUUAUUACUUUUAUUGUAUUUAAGACUGAAUUGUAAAUUCUCACAAGACGAUUCCUAUCGCAUAAUAUUCAAAGGCAUUUUAUAGAUUUACUGACAGAAAGUUCUUAUUAAUACUUAUUAGUCGUAAAGUGAAAAACUAAUUUUAUGGCAUUAUUAUGAAUAUCGUCUAAUUUUGAAUCAUGUUAAAAAACGUGAUACUUGAACAAAAUAUGUUUAGCUAUAUAAUGGUCGGGAAAUGCCUUUCUUGAAUUAAUAUAGAUGUUAACGAUGUUAAAUUUAUGCAUAUACCUACCACUGCCUUGACGUUAUCUAUCAUAGUAAAUUUAAAAGGAUUUUUUAUAAUAUGUUUCACCAUUGAUAAUUAUGUAAAAACGUAACAUAGGUAAUGCCCUAGUUGUUUACAAGUUUUUAUAAUUAUUAGGAAUAUUUACUACGUUUGUCAUUCAAUUCUAUUGUCGUAAGUUAAAAAUUAUACAUGUUUUGAAAUAUAUAAAGCCGCUGUUAUAUGCUCAAAACCACAUUUCAUGAGUUGUGAACUUCUGUCCUGUAUAAAAAAUAUUGUUUACUCGUACCUUUCUUCCUAGGAUCUCAUUGAAAAAUUAUUAAACCAUUAUUUACGGUAAACAAUCGAAUUUAAUUGUAGUCGUCUAACACUUGGCACAACGUUUUAUGAUAUAUUUUACUUAGGUUAUGGGUCCUUUGACGUGCAUCUAGCGUCCAUGCCGCCAAGUUGACAAUGUUCAUCUAAUUUUGACAAUUCUGCUUGAAUUUCUGGGUCAACUAUGUAAUGUACGCAUGGACCAAGAGGCCAAUUCAAACUUACAUUUUGACAUCAAAACGAUGUGAUGUUCUUGUUAUUGGCGCAUGCGCGAAAUGCACGCACGAAUGAUAUCCAAAUAACAUAAUUUUGUGGUCAAAAUAUAAGUUCGAAUUGGCCCCAAGAUUGUCAAAUUAUAGAACUGAAGGUCUUACGCGAACACCGAAGUUUGCAAAUUUGCCAGCAAUUUGCACUCUUUCUUCUUCACUCCAAUUAAUUAGAGUGAUGAAGAAAGAUGGCCGCAAUUUGGGAACUUCGGUGUUCGCGGUAUGAUUGUGACUAUGACUACCUUAAGCACUGACUGCUUGUAGCAAAGGAUUCUUAUCGUAUUUACAAAUUAACAUAAUUAGGUAAUAUAACUUUCUUCGCACAGUGAGCACAAUCUAUUACUCCUUGAUUAAUGUAUAUCUGUUGGAAUGUGUAAAUCUUUAUUCAUACUUGUGACUGUGACUUGCUUGCUAAGUCGAAUGUAUCAUGUGGAUACUUUAAAUUGCAUUUAUUGUUAGGAAUUGAUCGAUAUAGUGCUGUGUAAAAGUAGAUUUUAUAGUAUUGCUGCUAAUGCACAAGCAUUGCACUUCCCACGUAAAGUCAGGUUUGCCUUAGAAUCACUGGAAUGAGAGGACAUCUUAGAUACUUCCGUCAAUAGGCGCACUUUCCCUACAUUUUUGGUAGGUAAAAUUAUGCCACGGUUAAAGGCGCCUAUAGUUCGUUUUUAUUACGUAGCAUUAGAAAAAUGAUGACGUGUCUUUUUAUUGAAAAUUAUUGAAUAACGCUUCUUAAAAAAUAGUUUAUAUUACUAAGAAAAUCGUAUAUGAUUUAUAAUUGUUACAUAUAUAUGCUGUGACUUAUUUUUCAAGAGGUUUUUUUUAAGACAAGACAAUAUCGCUUAUGUAAGGUACUUUCUAAUGCUAAAAAAAAACGAACUAUGUAGGUAUAGCUAACGUUCACUCUUUUUUGUAUGUAUCUGAACAAGGCACACUUACCCUAUCUGACCGAUGUGAUUAAGUUGUAUGCGAUAUACUAGAGCUCAUAAAAUUUACUUUUGCUCAUAUUAACGUGGAUUGCUGGAUCGUAUGAUCGAUGGAUUUAAAAAUAAGGUACGAAAUCCAAAUUUACACUGCCCAGAGUCAUAAUUUUAUAUCUAUUUUUAUAAUCGAAUAAGUUUUCGAAAGUAAUAUUCCAUUUUAAAUAAUUCCAAUACGAAUACUCCACGUCGAGUCUAAAAAAAAUACUCUAGUGAAGUGAAAAAUUCAUUGAAUUAAGGUAGUUGAUAAAUUUGAUUUGAUUAAAAAUUAGGAUUGUCAAAGUCAAAACUAGACGUUUUUUAGUCCCUGUAAUUCUGUUAUUUGACUGUUGCAAGAUGAAUUGCUGCAUGUACCCGUAAUAUUGAAUGUUAUAAAAAAACUAGACAAUUUUAUAGCAAAUUUUUCAUAGAGGGAUGUAAUACAAUUUGUAGUUAUCUUGAUUGUUGUUCAUUGUUUGAAUUCGAGUCACAUUUGUUUAUUGCGAUUUGUAUAAUACGUAGUAGGUACUCAUUAUUUGUAGUAUAAUAAACACACCAAAGUUAUGAUUAAUAAACAUGAAUAGACUCUCACA
Molecule: messenger RNA, 5627 nt
Organism: Cydia pomonella (codling moth)
Lineage: Eukaryota; Metazoa; Arthropoda; Insecta; Lepidoptera; Tortricidae
Product: CYFIP-related Rac1 interactor B
Exons: 4
Coding region: 393-1379 (328 amino acids)
Biological process (GO): regulation of actin filament polymerization
Molecular function (GO): small GTPase binding
Source: RefSeq, a predicted model, not a curated record